UUUGAGGGGAGAACUGUGUGUUUAAAGAAAAAUGUUGGAGACAGGGGAAGAAGAAAAAGGAGAUGAAGAGGGGGAAACACUGCAGACAUGGAUACUGAGUGGAAAAAGAACAUUUCCAAAAGCAAAUUCAAGAUUCUGAUGAGGACAGCUGCUUAUCUUCUGAAGAUUGGCAAGAUAUUCAGUGCGAGAUCCUGGAGAAGCAGCGAGACGAAGCCAAUCAGAGGCUGAUGGAGCUGGAGGAAGUUUCCAAUCAUCUGCUGAAGGAGAUGAAUAUGUUGGAGAUCCAGUUCCAGGUGGAACGGUCCUGCAGGGAGAGCGCGGAGGCUCUGGCUGUCAAAGUCAGCAAGGAAAACACAGCCCUGAAAAGAAAGAGCCAGAUGUUGCUGCCGCUGAUCUCCACCCUCCCAGAAAACCUGGCCACUGUGACCCUUGACCCAGAGACUGACCUGGCGGCUGAUGUCGAUACGGCUGAUUCCGAUGUGGUUGAUUGCGAUGUGGUUGAUGGUGGUGUGGGUAAUUUUAGGGAAAGUAACAGUGAAGAGAACUUGCUGCUUGAAAGUCAAGCCAAGAUCACAGCGAUGCAGGCGUCAUUGGACGGGCUGCUGGCUGAGAAGCUACAACUGGAGCAUCAGGUGGAGGAACUGACCAGAGAGCAGGUCCAGCUCAGAGAGCAGCUUGUUGCAGAGGUGGAGGAGAAGGAAGCCAUUCUGAGGACGAUGAGCAAGCAGACCAAGACCAUGACCAAAAUCAAAAGAGUCUCCCAGCUUGUCACCGAGGAGUUCACAGAAAUGUCUCAGAAGCUGGAGCUGGAGCAGGGCCUGCGGCAACACGCCGAAGUCUUCGCCCAUCAGAUGUUGGCGGAGCAGAAGGCGGCCGAGCGACCGAGCGCCACGGAGGCGAACGCCUCCGAGGCCGACGUGCGGCUUCGGCUGCAGCAGGCGCUGACGCAAAUAUGCGGCAUCAACACGGCCCUGUGCAACAUUCAGCGCCACUACCAGGACCAGAUCAAACCGAGUGCAGGUGCUGAGGAGGAGCUGCGGGACCUGAGGGACCAGCUGAGGAAGAGUGAGGAUGAGAGGAAGACGUUGGAGGGUCAACUGGCUCAGGCCGACGCACCGGUCACGGAGCUGAGGGACCAGCUGAGGAAGAGUGAGGAUGAGAGGAAGACGUUGGAGGGUCAACUGGCUCAGGCCGAAGCGUCAGUGACAGAGCUGAGAGAGGAAGUGAAACAUUUACAGGAAAGGAUGAACACAGAGGAGAAAAAUGAAGAUCUGGAGGAAGCAACUGCUCCUCUUCCUCCUCCUCCUCCUCCUCCUCCUCCUCCUCCUCCUCCUCCUGCUCCUCCUCUUCCUUCAGCCACUCCUGUUAUCAACUUGCAGGAUUUCCUCAGGAGCAGGAAGCGUCGAGUCAACGGAGGCGAUAACAACGGGCCAGCGCCGUUGAAGGACAUCAAGGCAAAGGCAGUGGACGAAAUGAUGGAGAGAAUAAAGAAAGGCAUUGUCCUGAGGCCCAUAAAAAACAUCCAGGAAGAAGACAGCUCAUGGAGGGACCAGGGGAGUGAAAACAGAAAGUCAGCUGUCCUGGAGUUAAAGGGAAUGCUGGACAACAUUAAACGGCAGCACCUCCGCAGGGUGCCCUCCAGGAGGGGCAUCGGCAGGAACGUCGGGGAGGCAGAGCUGCAGCUGGUCCUCCAGAGGAGAAGAAGAGCGAUGGGAGAAAAUCAGGACCAACAGACCUGCGAUCUCCAGCCGGGGCCGCAGCGCGCCCCAGCAGCAGGCGACUGUCCCUGGGCCGGCGAGAGCGGCAGUGCACCUGUGCUCCGGAGGCUGAAGCAAAACCGGGAGAAGAGAGAUUCCCGCAUCAGAGCCUCAGCGCUGAUCAUCAGCCAGCGCUGAGGCGUACGGCAGCCUCUCCAGCCAAACGUGCCAUCAUAACGUAAAGACGCACUCCAGUAGCUAUAAUGGUCACUGCCUGAGUUUUGGUUAACGUUCAAAUAAAACACGUUAAAUAAACCA
Poeciliopsis prolifica (blackstripe livebearer) is the source of this 2015-nucleotide messenger RNA. It is a transcript of the gene shtn2, whose product is annotated as shootin 2. The record is from RefSeq and is a predicted model, not a curated record. The transcript is spliced from 17 exons. NCBI's taxonomy places the organism in Eukaryota, Metazoa, Chordata, Actinopteri, Cyprinodontiformes, Poeciliidae. The coding region runs from base 228 to 1895 and encodes 555 amino acids.